AUGUCGAUUUGUAUACUUUGGGAUGCAAGUUUAAGUCGAGCUAAUCCUGAAAAUCGUAAUCAUGAAAUUAGUAUGCUAAAGAUGAUAUUAAAUACUUGGAAAUUGAAUGGUAAUAAUAUCAAUUUAACUAUUGUUGUUUUUCGAAAUGAACUUGAAGAACCACGUUCAUUUAAUUUACAUGAACAGGACUAUUGGUCUCAACUUGAUCAGUUUUUAACUAAUCUAUCAUAUGAUGGUGCAACAAAUCUAUUUCAACUAGCUACACUUUCAACUACCAUUCCAAAUACAACACAUUAUUUUUUAUUUAGUGAUUGUCUUUCGACUGUUGGUAAUGAUGAACCAACCCUAUUGAAUAAUUUGACAACAAAACCAAUAUGGAUAUUUAAUGCUAAUUCUGUAUAUGAGCCAACUAAUAUUGCUGUUAAUUUUAUUAUUUCAAAUCAAACACAUCGUAAAGAAUUAAAGAUCGAUAAAGUAGAUUCAACAUCUGAAAAUUAUGGAUUAUUACGACGAUUAUAUGCUAAACAAAUGUUAAGUGAAUUAAGUGCAUUUCCAGAAAAAAAUAAAAAGCGUAUUUUAGACAUUGGUUUGAAAUAUACACUUGUAAGUAAUUUUAUAUCGAUACUCGUCCUAGAAACAUUACAACAACAUAUCGAACAUAAGAUAUAUCCACAUCAAUCACGUAGAAAAUUAUAUAACGAUUAUAUAACUUGUCAAAAUAAUAAAAAACAAGAAGAAUUAACUAAAAAUCAAUCAAAACUAACAGCUGUCUUGAAUUUAUGGCAAACACUUUGCAGUUGGGAAUACUGUAGAAUGACACGAAGUCGGUCUCGAUCACGACCUUCUACUAUGGUCAGCCGUGACUAUGCAAUAGAUGAUGGUUCAUUAGAGUUCAUCGAAGAUACAAUGCACUACAGACGAUUUGAUGAAGCAGAAAGGACAUCACUCUUAUUCAGGGAUAAUUCUGACAUGGAAAUGGGUAACAGUUUUGGCGAUGAUUACGAGGAGGAAGAAAACUCUCACUACCGAUCAUCAUAUUCAAGAAGACGUUUAUCUGAUGAUAACCUUGCUGCUACUAAUACUGGUAGUAAUACUCAAACGAUUACUCUUCAAAAUUGGGAUCCACAAACACCAUACAUGAACAAAAUUAAAUCAAGUACUAGUUUACAAACAGCUUAUCAAAUUUAUUUAAAUGAACGUCAAUCAUAUUCUAAAUCACCAUCAUUUUAUUUUGAUAUAGCAUCAUAUUUUUUCUUACAAGCUCGUUCUUCAAAUUCAAAACAAUCAUCAAUAAAUGUAUUUAAUCAAUAUUAUGCACAGUCAAAUUAUAAUAUUUCAAAUGAGUAUCAAUAUUUUGGUUUACGUAUUCUUACAAAUCUUGUUGAAUUUAGUCUUUACAAUUUAGCUGAGAAUAUUUUUCGACAUAUUGUAAAUUUGAGAUCGGACGAACCACAAUCAUUUCGAGAUCUAGCAUUAUUAUUACAAGAAUCUAAUUCUGAAACAAAGAACCUUAUAGAAAUAUCAGAUCUAUUUAAGAAAGUUAUAUUUGGUGAAUGGGAUAAUUGUUAUUCAGAAAUUGAAGUUACAACAUUGCAUGAAUUGAAUUGUUUUGUAUUUCAAUUUCAUCAACAACAACAAAUAUUGAAUUCGAUUGAUAAUCGUCUUCUUCGUCAUUUACCUGUUGACUUAAGAAUUGUUAUGGUUUGGGAUACAAAUGAUACAGAUGUUGAUUUACAUGUUAUUGAACCAACGGGUGAAGAAUGUUAUUAUUCUCAUAAAAAUACAGCUAUUGGUGGUAUGAUAAGUCGUGAUUUUACAACGGGCUAUGGAUCAGAAGAAUAUCUUGUUCGAAAGGCAGUCAAAGGUACAUAUAUAGUUCGAGCAAAAUAUUUUGCUAAUCAUCAACAAAGUCUAACGGGUGCAGCAACAAUCAUGAUACAUAUUUAUAAAUAUUAUGGACAAUCAAAUCAACAAAAAGAAAUUGUUACAUUACGAUUGAGUAGUAAUCAGGAAAUGAUCGAUGUAUGCAAAGUGAAAUUCAAUGAUGAUAUUCAACAAAUUUCAAACAAUACAGUAACGAAUAAUCAAAAUUUAAAUACGAAUAUUCAUUUAUAUGUGGCGUGUGAUGGAUGUGAUAUGUCACCAAUAAAAGGAGAUCCUUACAAAUGUUUAUUUUGUCCCGAUAUUGAUUUUUGUCAAUCAUGUAAAUCUAUUAGUAGAACAAAUCAUAAUUCGAAUCAUCCAUUAUUAUGUAUUAAAGAUUCCAGUGAAUAUCCAAAGUCAGUUUAUUUAAAUAAUCAUAAUAAAAUCAAUCAUAAGAAUAAUCAAUGUAAUUCAUGUUUUAUGAAGCCGAUUAUUGGUAUUCGUUAUAAAUGCACUUGUGGAAUUAAUGUGAAAAAUGUGAAUUCAUGGGUUUACAUGAUACAGAUUAUCAUCGUACAAAAAUAG
Molecule: messenger RNA, 2448 nt
Organism: Rotaria sordida
Lineage: Eukaryota; Metazoa; Rotifera; Eurotatoria; Philodinida; Philodinidae
Source: the annotation of a GenBank genome assembly